UAAAAUAUAACCAGAACCUUUUGUAAUUGUAACGCGCAAAUUUUUGAUUAAAAUGAGACAUCCCCCAGCUCUACACGACUUUUCUUUGCAAAGCUAUAGAAUAUACAAGAAAAGCCCUAAAUGUUUCAUUGUCAGCUCAAAGAUAUAGAAAGAAAAAGGAAUUUAGGACUUUUCUUGUAAAUUCUAUAACUUUGCAAAGAAAGGUCGUGUAUAGCUGGAAGACGUCUCAUUUUAAUCAGAAAUGUGCGGGCUACAAUUAUGCUCAUUAAGAAAAGUUUCUGAAACCGGGCCUUCAAGAGCCAUCGGCCGAUAUUCUUUUAGGCUUUUUACCUACUCGAGGUGUUCCCUAUCGAAUGAUACACGAGAAACCAAACUCUGCGCCACCAUUUAAGGGAUCGUCAAAUGCAAUUUCCAUUCUUUCUCGAGCAAAAGAAAAAGAAAAAAAUGAUUCAGAUAAUUUUACUCCACAACGAAUUCGUCAAUUAUUAUUGAGAGAAAAACGUUAUCAUGAGAAUAACGAAAAUAUUAUACAGUCAAAAGUCGCAAACAUGUUUAUGAAUGAACAACGGCAACAGCCAACAUUACAGACACCUCCUAAUAUAACAACAGCGAUACCUCAGCCAACAACGGUCAACAUAGGAUCACCACUUUCAUGUCAAGUAAUUCCUCCUCCGACUAUCGUUCGUCUGCCACUACGUCAUGCCAGUCGUGAACUAUCUCAAUCUCAACACAAUUCUCCAUCGUCGCCUCAUCAUCAAACACCAAAUGAACAACAACAACAACAACAACAACAACAGCAGCAACAACCUAUUCAACGUCCUAACCCAGGUGUUCUAAAUCAAGAUGCAUUACGAUCACUGUUAAAAGAACAUUUAACAUCAUUGCUCAAUUCAAAAGGUUCAACACACUCAAAAAGUACUGUUAUUAGUGUACCCACUAUGGAAAUAAAGCGACAUCCACCAUCAAAUAACAACGAGUCAAUACUACAUUCGGUAUCAGAAAGUGGACUUCAAACAAACAAACAACGACAAACAAUGACAGCAGCAGGAGGUGGAACUUCAGAUCCAUUAGCCAUCAUGCAACGUUAUUCAAAAUUACAAGAUCUUAUGAUGUCUAAUACAUCGGCUUCUACAUCUACAUUUUCUUCGUCGUCUCAACAAUUAAAACAAUUACCAAUAACCACUGCUGUUCAAGCAGAGCGACGAAUGAUUUUAAAUGCAUCACCUUUAUUGCAACGUUUAAGAAAUUUUGGUUUAACUGUUACACCCGUUGAUAUAUCUCGACAAGAUUCUCUGGAAAAAAUGGCCGCUGACACUCAACUAGUAAUACAAAAUGAUAGUACAAGCACAAGUACUAGUGCAAGCAAUAGUAGACCAAUUACACAACCAAUAAUGCAACAACAGCAACCAUAUUCUUAUCUAAAUUUGGCCACAAAUUCAGCAACAUUUAUCACAAAAGAUUCACCCACUAUUCAAUCUCAACAACAACAACGUAACGUUUUAAAACAUAAUGUAGAUGGAUUAUCAGAAUUAGCAAUCAAUUCGUCAAAUGUCAGAAAUACCAGACAUCAACAACAGUCACAUGAUAAUACCCAAUUAAUUACUCUCAAUUCUGACACACAAAUCACUUCGUAUCGUCAUCAUAAUCACAAACAUCGUGGUGGAUUCAAAGAGAAAUCGAAAAGUAGUUCAUCUGCCACAACAACAACAACAGCCACGCCAACAAUGGAACUUUUACCACCAAUUAUAGCAGGAAAACGAUUAAAUAUUCCACUAGCUAAUCAUCGCUAUUUGUAA
Messenger RNA from Didymodactylos carnosus, 1796 nucleotides. The record is from the annotation of a GenBank genome assembly. NCBI's taxonomy places the organism in Eukaryota, Metazoa, Rotifera, Eurotatoria, Philodinida, Philodinidae.